CGCUCCGUAAGUGCAUGCUUGUUUGCUUCCAGUGAUGCCGAUGUUUCCCGCACCCGCAGUUAUUGUGGUUUGUGGAGAUUCCCUCAGUGUGGUAUUGCUUUUUCACAAUCUCUUUUGCUUUUGAAUUUAAGAAAAAAUCUUUUCGAGAUCAUUCACCAUGGUUGAUAUCAACUUGAGUGAGGCAGAGAAACGAUAUAUCAUAGAUGGAGUUAAGCUCGGCAUUCGAGCAGAUGGCCGUGGUCCACUAGAUUACAGAGAGCUGGAGUUAGAAACUGGUGUGCUGGAUACAGCAAAUGGCUCUGCUCGAGUGCGGCUACACAGGACAGAUAUUCUGGUCACUGUAAAGAUGGAGCUAGAGCCACCAUUGCCUGGACGGCCAAACCACGGCAAACUUUUGUUUUUUGUUAACUGUUCUGCCAACGCUGCUCCUGAGUUUGAAGGUCGUGGAGGAGAAGAGCUGGCAAGUCGACUGAGCAGCGUCUUGGAGCGCCUCUACAGCGAUGCCAAUGCAUUCAACACAGCUGGCCUGGUUGUAGUGCCUGGCAAAUAUGUUAAGGCUUUCUACGUUGAUGUUGAGGUAUUAGAGUGUGGUGGUAAUCUUUUUGAUGUAGUAUCUCUGGGUGUAAAAUCCGCCUUGUACGCAACCCGUACUCCACGCAUCACCAUCACAGGGGAGGACGGUGGAGAGCUAGAAUUUACACUCUCAGACAACCCAUACGACGUCGACCGACUCGACGUUACCAAUGCUCCUAUUCUCAUUACGCAUUUGAGGAUAUCAGAAGGAAUAACAAUAGUGGAUCCUACAAUUGAGGAAGAGCAAUGUGCCCCCGUGAGCGUGGUGGUUGGUGUGGCUCCCAACGCCACCAUCUGCGCCGUGCAUCUUCUGGGUCCAGGCACCAUCGGGCCCCACACACUCAAAAAAGCUCUCAAGGGAAGUGCAGUGCUCGGGGCCGAAAUUCACGCUCGCCUCAUCGCAAAGCUGAAGCAAGAAGAAAGCAUUCCUGACAGACGCAUACGAGGUUUUCUCGGAUAACAUUGCUACUUUCCAAUUUUUUGCCCAUAAAUGUUCUUAAAAAAGCGAAA
This is a messenger RNA of Hyalella azteca, 1083 nucleotides long. RefSeq names its product exosome complex exonuclease RRP42. Gene Ontology annotation, cellular component: cytoplasmic exosome (RNase complex); nuclear exosome (RNase complex). The record is from RefSeq and is a predicted model, not a curated record. The transcript is spliced from 6 exons. Lineage: Eukaryota; Metazoa; Arthropoda; Malacostraca; Amphipoda; Hyalellidae. Gene Ontology annotation, biological process: TRAMP-dependent tRNA surveillance pathway; U5 snRNA 3'-end processing; nuclear polyadenylation-dependent mRNA catabolic process. Bases 158 to 1033 code for a protein of 291 amino acids.